Molecule: messenger RNA, 2456 nt
Organism: Stegodyphus dumicola
Lineage: Eukaryota; Metazoa; Arthropoda; Arachnida; Araneae; Eresidae
Gene: Naa35
Product: N-alpha-acetyltransferase 35
Biological process (GO): N-terminal peptidyl-methionine acetylation
Cellular component (GO): NatC complex
Source: RefSeq, a predicted model, not a curated record
UCUGUCUGAAUUCUGUAUCUAUGGUCAAAAAUUAUUUUCAUACUUUGAUAUUUUUUGCCUGUAUAUUGCGAAUUGCGUUCCUGAGAUAUGGCUGAUGAAAAACUUUGUCAUAAAACAUGUGAUAGACGAUUUGAUAACAGGAAAAAAGAAAUUGAAGAAGUAGGCUCUGUUUUAUCGUCUGAAUCAUGUCAAAAGUGUUGCUCGUUUAAUUGGGUAGAUGUCACUCAAGAGUUUUUUAAAGCAACAGAAGAAUUACAGCUUGGAGAACUGCUUCAUGAUGAUAUGUUUGGGCUUUUUGAAGCUAUGUCUGCCAUUGAAAUGAUGGAUCCAAAAAUGGAUGCUGGUAUGAUGUGCAAUCGGGGGAGUAAAAAGGUUCUGAAUUUUGAUCAGGCACUGAAGGCAGGUAAACUGAAAAUCAAAGAUCUGACAGUUGAAGAACAAAUAGGUAUUAUCGAUGCUACACUUGCAUGCUUGGUCACUUGGUUAGAAGGUCAUUCUUUAGCUCAGACUGUAUUUACGAACUUAUAUCUCCAGAAACCUCACCUGGUUGAAGAUAAAAUAAUUGGAGCGUUUAGUAUUCAUUCUUUGAAAUUGCUGGAUGCUAUCAGAGAAUUUAUUAAUAAAGCUGGAGUUUUUGAAGAAGAAGAUUUUCAACCAGUUAUGUAUGGUUACAAGCUAGCUAAUGAAGUCCCUGAAGGGAAGGCCACUGCUAUGAUGAAAGAAGUAGAAGAAGAAUUAUUAAAGAAAGUUAAGCUUACUCGAUCUAAGCCCGGUGAAGAACAAGAUAGUGAAAUUCAGCUUCAGCAUGAAGAUGCUGUGGCUCUCUAUUCCAGAAUAAAAUUCUGUCGUCUUUUAUAUCAAGCUCUUCUCUUAUUUCAGAAGAAAAAGUGUUUUGCGGUUGAAGAGGUGGAUCGAUAUUUACUUCAAUGCAGUGAAAUAAUUCCAAUAAUUGAGAAAACUAUUCACUUAGGCAUAAGGCCGGAUCCAAAUGCAGAGAGCAGCAACAGAGCUGACUACCCAACAAUUUUGGGUUUUGAACCUUUAGUGAAUCAGCGCUUACUUCCUCCUACUUUUCCUCGCUAUACAAAGAUAAAGACUCGGAAAGAAUCAACAGAAUAUCUUGCAUUGCUGGUUUCACGCCUCAGGACUAUUUGUAGCAUCACUGAGUGCACUGCUUUUCAUUCAGCUUUAGAUUUUUUAAAUGAGUUCAGUAAAACUUCUCCUUGUGUACUCUCCAGAUCAGUACUUCAGUUAUUGUAUUUAAGUGACCCUGGCAAAGUUUUAGGUUCAAUGCACAUUGUGGACGUGCUAAGGGAUGCAAUACGCACAUUCAUAAGGCCACCUGCUUUGCAGCCCAGAUCUCCCUUGAUGUUAAAUACCCAAGCAAAGGAAUAUGUUGACAGCUUUUUAGGACACUGUGUUCGUCCAUUUUGUACUUUAGUACAAAUAUCUGGGCACAACAGAGCUCGGCAGCGAGAUAAACUUUCCCAUUUGCUAGAAGAAUUGGCUGCACUUCAAGAAGAGGCUGAUAAAGUAGAUGCUUAUCUUCAUAAUCUGUCUUUAAAGUCAGACAAUCCUUGCCCUCACCUGGCUUGCUUUGGCACAUGGGUGUUGUAUCAUACACUGAAAGUUAUGAUACAGUAUGUUCUUUCUGGAUUUGAAUUAGAGCUUUAUUCUAGUCAUGAAUAUUCUUAUAUAUUUUGGUAUUUAUAUGAGUUUUUAUAUGGUUGGAUGGUCUCUGCAUUGUCCAGAGCUAAUAGCUUCCUAAAUGAGCAAGAUAUUAAAGCAGACCAGUUCUUGCAAAAAGGAAGAAACACGAAAAGAAACAAAAAGAAGAAAAGAGUUCAGCCUCAUAAAAGGGAAAUCAUCUUAAAUCAAGCAUUGCAGAAUUUAUGUGGUGGCUAUUAUAAGGCUGUUACAGGAUUCAGUUUGGAUGGCAAACUUAAAUGUCCAUGUGUAGCAUUUGAUAAUGAAAGAGUGAGAUAUGAACAUCGUUUUGCACCCUUCAAUUCUGUGCUGACUCCACCUCCAGUUCCUUAUUCUCAGUUUAUAGAAAUGACUGAUCUUGGACAGUAUAGGCCACGUCCAUCUCCUGAAGACCUUUAUAUGGACGCCUGUAAAUGUUUUCAUCAUGCAAGGACUAAUAUUGAAAAUAUCACAGAUCCAAAUGAAGAAGUGUUAAAUCUACUGAAAGUAGCAAAAACAAAUUUUAUUGUUAUGAAGUUACUUCUGAGUGGUCAUAAAAAGCGAUCAAAAGACACUCCGGAAUUUGAUUUCACUGUGCAUAAGAAUUUUCCAAUAAUCAAAAUAAUAUGAAUCACUCGAUCAUAACUUAGGUAUUUUUAAUAUUUGUAUAAAAACUUAAUAAGCAGUUUUGUUCACUUCUGUAUCUAAACUGUAAAUGAUACGUGUAUUUAACUUGAAAAAUAAACUGCUUAUUUAUUUGAGUAUGAUUA